Messenger RNA from Morone saxatilis (striped sea-bass), 1100 nucleotides. RefSeq names its product ras-related protein Rab-19 (gene rab19). The coding region runs from base 82 to 780 and encodes 232 amino acids. Gene Ontology annotation, molecular function: GTPase activity; GTP binding. Lineage: Eukaryota; Metazoa; Chordata; Actinopteri; Moronidae. The record is from RefSeq and is a predicted model, not a curated record. The transcript has 5 exons. Gene Ontology annotation, cellular component: trans-Golgi network.
CUGUGUUAACAUCUCACUGUGUAUGCAGCCUGAGGUAUUGUGUCCUAUUACAGAGCCUGAAUAGAAAAUCCAUAUCCCAAGAUGCAGUGGUGCAGGUGGGCUGGCAGUUGGAGAUCACACCUACCGAGACAGUCUGCAGGCCCAGAGAUUGAGGACUCCUUCGACUUUCUCUUUAAAAUCAUCCUGGUUGGGGACUCAGAUGUGGGGAAGACCUGUGUGGUCCAGAGCUUCAAGUCUGGCAUAUUCAUGGAGAAGCAGCAAAACACCAUCGGGGUCGACUUUACUGUUCGUACCCUGGAAAUCGAUGGCAAGAAGGUGAAGAUGCAGGUGUGGGACACGGCGGGACAGGAGCGCUUUCGCACCAUAACUCAGAGCUACUACCGCAGUGCCCAUGGGGCCAUGGUGGCGUAUGACAUCACACGCCGCACCACAUUCGAAUCUGUUCCCCACUGGAUCAGGGAGGUGGAGCACUAUGGAGCUGCCAGCGUGGUGCUCAUCCUCAUUGGUAAUAAAUCAGACCUCCACGCUCAGAGGCAGGUGUUGUUCGAGGAUGCGUGCACUCUGGCAGAAAACAACAGCGUGCUGGCUGCUCUGGAAACCUCAGCCAAGGAGGCCCAGAACGUGGACGCAGCCUUCAUCCUCAUGGCCCGGGAGCUGCUAGCACGCAACGGCAUGACCAUCACAGACGAGGCCCCUCAAGACUCGCUUCAGUUCAUGAUCAAUAACAGCUCCCACCCAGUCUAUGGCACCCUGUCUUCAGAUAAGAAGUGUGGGUGCUGAGUGGUGAUGUUUAAGGCUUGUUUGAAAACCGGUGGUGGCAACCUGACGUGUGAUUGAAAAGUUUCUCUAGGAAGGAAGGCUAUUUACAGAAGCUUUGUUUUAUGGGAAACUACAUAGAGUAUGUGGAAUUGUGUGUGUGUGUGUGUGUGUGGAUGUAUGUUUUGUAUAUGUUUUGACCUUUAAUAUUUAUACAGUUAGUAGUAUCAGUAACACAGGUUUUAAAUGGCGGUUGCUUGUAAAAUGUAUUUUGUAAUAUUCUUGUGAGGUUAAGUGCUGUUGAAUGUGAUAAUGACUCGAGCAUUACGAACCACACCUCUGCU